GAAGAAGAAAAACUUCCGUUCCCUUAUUCACUCAAAUCAGACAUUUUUAAACAGUCAACCGUUUGGUGAGUUGAAAGUGCAGACAUGCGCGGGGUUGUGUUGUUAGCGGUGACGGUGCUUUCUCUUAGCCCGAUGAUGGUGUGCGGGUCCGAGAAGAAAAAACUGCAAAUCGGCAUUAAGAAGCGAGUGGACAACUGUCUCAUUAAGUCCAAGAAGGGAGAUGUGCUGAACAUGCAUUACACGGGCAAACUGGAAGACGGCACCGAGUUUGACAGCAGCGUUCCCCGCGACAGACCUUUCACCUUCACGCUGGGCACCGGGCAAGUGAUUAAGGGUUGGGACCAAGGCCUGCUCGGCAUGUGCGAGGGCGAGAAGAGGAAGCUGGUCAUCCCCGCGGAGCUCGGCUAUGGCGACCGGGGAGCUCCACCAAAGAUACCCGGAGGAGCGACGCUCAUCUUCGAGGUGGAGCUGAUCAACAUCGAGAGGAGAUCUGAACUUUGAUGAAGGAUGGCGCCUUAUGGAGGAGCUAACAUCUUUUGGGGGUCCAUUGACACUGACCUGGCCUGACAUUAAGGAUGUGAAUCUCCCUGCAGAGCCAUUACUUUGCUUUUUGUGUUCUACUUUAUUGGAUACAAAAAAAUCACACAAUUCCCAUGAAUUUUAAAUCCAUGGGAAUGUAAAAUUCCCAUUAACUCACCUGUCAUUAGCAGGUAUAUUUAGAUGUGUUCUUUUUAAAGGCCUACUGAAAUGAGAUUUUCUUAUUUAAACGGGGAUAGCAGAUCCAUUCUAUGUGUCAUACUUGAUCAUUUCGCGAUAUUGCCAUAUUUUUGCUGAAAGGAUUUAGUAGAGAACAUCGACGAUAAAGUUUGCAACUUUUGGUCACUGAUAAAAAAGCCUUGCCUGUACCGGAAGUAGUGUGACGUCACAGGUUGUGGAGCUCCUCACAUCUGCACAUUGUUUAAAAUCAUGGCCACAAGCAGCGAGAGCGAUUUGGACCGAAAAAGCGACGAUUACCCCAUUAAUUUGAGCGAGGAUGAAAGAUUUGUGAAUGAGGAAAGUGAGAGUGAAGGACUAGAGGGCAGUGGAAGCGAUUCAGAUAGGGAAGAUGCUGUGAGAGGCGGGUAGGACCUGAUAUUCAGCUGGGAAUGACAAACGGUAAAUAAACACAAGACUCUAUUAGCCACAACACAACCAGGCUUAUAUUUAAUAUGCCAGAAAUUAAUCCGCAUAAUAAACACCUCCCCCCUUCCGUCCAUAUAACCCACCAAUACAACUCAAACACCAGCACAACACACUCAAUCCCAAAGCCCAAAGUACCGUUCACCUCCGUAAAGUUCAUACAGCACAUAUAUUUCCCCAAAAUUACGUACGUGACAUGCACAUAGCGGCAUGCACAUAUGGGCAAGCGAUCAAAUGUUUGGAAGCCAAAGCUGCGUACUCACGGUAGCGCGUCUGCUAUCCAACUCAACCAGGAGGCUUUAGAGCUUUCUUCUUUGCUGUCUUCAUUGUUCAUUAAACAAAUUGCAAAAGAUUCACCAACACAGAUGUCCAGAAUACUGUGGAAUUUUGCGAUGAAAACAGACGACUUAAUAGCUGGCCACAAUGGUGUCACAAUAUGUCCGCGCAAACGUCAUCAUACCGAGACGUUUUCGGCAGAAUAUUUUGCGGGAAAUUUAAAAUUGCACUUUACUAAUCUAACCCGGCCGUAUUGGCAUGUGUUGCAAUGUUAAGAUUUCAACAUCGAUAUAUAAACUAUUGGACUGCGUGGUCGGUAGUAGUGUGUUUCAGUAGGCCUUUAAUUAAAGUAAUUUUCUACAUAAUACUGUAUGCCAAAUGUUUUUCUAUAUGUUUGAAUAAUGAUCAUAAAAACUACAUUUGGAAA
Molecule: messenger RNA, 1882 nt
Organism: Entelurus aequoreus (snake pipefish)
Lineage: Eukaryota; Metazoa; Chordata; Actinopteri; Syngnathiformes; Syngnathidae
Gene: fkbp2
Product: FKBP prolyl isomerase 2
Exons: 2
Coding region: 85-501 (138 amino acids)
Biological process (GO): protein peptidyl-prolyl isomerization
Molecular function (GO): peptidyl-prolyl cis-trans isomerase activity
Source: RefSeq, a predicted model, not a curated record